AUGUCAAUUCAACAUGUUUUCAUUAUCAGUAAAGCGGGUUCUUUAAUCUAUUCAUGGGAGAACAAAGCUAAUGAAUCAAUAAGUGUUGAAAAAACAUAUGAAUGGCCAUUAGAUAUUAAAUUAAACUAUAUAGAUCAAAAAGCUACAGUGGUAUUUGGUGAAAAUGACAAAAUAAAGUUACGAUAUACAAUUUCAGCCAUCAAUAAAUUGAAUAUUGUUAAUGGGAAAUUUAUUGAAAAUGAUGAAGAAAAAGAUAUACUUGAAUAUUUAGCCGAUGAAAAAAAUUAUCCUUUAACGUUAACUUUUAAUUCACCUCAAUUAACAGCUAAUGAAAAAAUCAUUUUAUCUUCUAUGUUUCAUUCAUUAUAUACAAUAGCAGCACAAGUUGCACCGACACCAAAAAGUUAUGGUAUUGAAUGUCUAGAGACAACUCAAUUUAAAUUACAUUGUUUUCAAUCAUUAACUGGAGUAAAAUUUAUUGCUGUUGUUUCAGAAUCAUUUACACAAUCAGUUGAUGGUUUAUUGAGAAAAAUUUAUGAAAUAUAUGCAGAUUUUGCUUUGAAAGAUCCUUUUUAUGCUAUUGAUAUGCCUAUACGUUGUGAAAAAUUUGAUGAUGCAUUAAAUACAACUUUGGAAAAAUAUGAAAAUACGAGUGCUGUGACAAUAUAA
This is a messenger RNA of Strongyloides ratti, 669 nucleotides long. Its product is annotated as Trafficking protein particle complex subunit 4. Gene Ontology annotation, cellular component: TRAPP complex. The record is from RefSeq and is a predicted model, not a curated record. Bases 1 to 669 code for a protein of 222 amino acids. Gene Ontology annotation, biological process: endoplasmic reticulum to Golgi vesicle-mediated transport. The transcript is spliced from 2 exons. Lineage: Eukaryota; Metazoa; Nematoda; Chromadorea; Rhabditida; Strongyloididae.